Molecule: messenger RNA, 2964 nt
Organism: Suillus clintonianus
Lineage: Eukaryota; Fungi; Basidiomycota; Agaricomycetes; Boletales; Suillaceae
Exons: 9
Coding region: 1-2964 (987 amino acids)
Source: RefSeq, a predicted model, not a curated record
AUGUCGCACCUUACUGAGCUUCAGCGCUCUGCUGUUCAGAAUGCACAAGCUCUCCUUGAACGUGCUGGACUCUCGCCUCGCGACUUGGAUUUAGUCUCACCGUCACCAUCACCGCCAUCACCUUUGCCUCUGAGUCCUGUUCGUAUUGCUUCCACGCCGCCUCAUCUCUGCACUGCAACUGCACCAGCUACCCAACAUGCCCACCCAAAUGCUGCAAUCAGCACAUACUACAUCCCGCCUCCUGCACGACCUUUUACAGAUGAAGAUCGUGUACAGGAACUUCAUCGCGUCACACGCAGGACCUCCGCACACGCUGUCGUCGAACAUCCGGUCGGUGCGAUCGUUGAAUAUCCGCAAACCGGACAACAUGCGGACGAAUCCAUCGCCCACAUCUUCCACAUCGAUCCAACUACUUCUGAGUCUUCACGUCGUCCUCAGUCAAGUUUCCAAUACUCAUUGGGUGAUGGGCAUGGGGGACAGACAAUUGGUCAAUGUCUUAUGCUUCGCAACGCCGAAGGACAUCCCGUUUCGUGCACCAACCUCAAAACAUCUUGUAUGAGCCUUAAGAUAUGCUCAGCGCGUACACGCGACAUAUCGACACAUCACUUUACUAAUAUUUUUGAGGUUGCAUCUCAUUGUCAGACUCGGACAGACUCGAACAGUCCCGCCAGCGCUGCUGACAGGGAAAUCUUCGAACGAACACUGGCAUUGUACAUGGCCUUGUACGAACGUGGCUGCCCUGCGAUUGACGGUGUCGACGAUAAUGUCCUUCCCCAGUCAUUCCCCGUUUUUCCAGCCCGAUCUCCAAACCCUCGUCGAGUCAAGAAGCCCAGGUGUAGCGGAAAAUUGAUCAUGCAGCUUGAUGCCUACAAUCAACCAUUCGUCCGAUGCAAAUUGCGCUCCCACACUCGCCGUACCCACCUAUUCAUACGAAAUCUCCAGGAAUGUGACACCCGCUACUUACGAGCUCUCCUCGACAACGACAACGACAUUAUUUCGGAGUGUGAGCAAUCAGCCAAGUCACAAGGCUAUGGUCCGCUCCUGCCGUGCAGCUAUGUUACAAGCCCAUCCUCCCAAAGGCAAGUUUGUCCACACCUGCACCGCCAAGCAGACGGCAAGCUCAAACAAGGUGUCUUGCGGAAGUGGACACAUAAUUGCACUGCAAAAUUCAACAUCUAUGUCCCCCACGAUCUCGUAGCUUGCCCGCGCAUAGUUGUCCUCUGCAGCAACCCGCACUCACACCCGCCUCCCGCACCCGUCAAAACACCGACACCACUUGUUGACAUAUUUCAUGAGCUUCUCUCGCUCAUGAAAUGGAAACUAGCAGAUGCGACACCACGUCGGAUUUAUUUGGACACAGCAUUCAUCCAGGGCCUUCAUGAAGUACUUGGCUGGGACUUUCCAGAUGGCCGCGACGCAACACUGCAAGAUCUUCAUCCGUCGCUGGCCAAUCUCGAUCACGUACGGCGUCUCAUCAAUGUUCUGAGGUCUGUGAAGUAUCCCAGUGGAACGGGAUUUGAAGGCAGUACUGAUGUGGAAUUACCAGGUGCAUGUCUCCUUGCCGAGGAGCAUGCAAAGCUACCUCUGGAACAACGCUAUGUGCGCUGUGCGGAGACACACAUCAUCGAGCGGGGAGCAACACUCAAACUCGUCAUCUGCAUGACACCACGUAUGUCACUGCACCUCAUGCAAGCUACACGCCUGUCCAUCGACACGUCAUUUAAGCGUGCACAAGGAUGGCAAGAGUUUGAAAUUGAGUCGUGGAACAUCGAGCACCAACGAUCCGUCGUCAGCAGUAGAGCAUUUACAACAUCGCAAAGCGCUCAAGCUCACCUCAUUCUCUUUGAACGAAUUUUUGAGAUCGCGUCCGCUGACACUGGGUUGCCUGUGUCGUUCAACCAUAUCCAUGGCUGUGGGUUCGAGACGGUGAUUGCGGAUAGCCACAAAGGUCAAGGGUUAGGUUUGGGAAUGUAUUGCGCACAACUGUCUCGCUCCAUCACGACACCAUGCCCGUACGAGUCGCAACGUCGUCUCUGCGAUCUGGGGCCGUACGACCAUCUCCGGCGAUUCUAUCGGCUUUGCGUGGCACACUAUAAAAGAAAUGUCCAUGGCCUUCACACCCACGUUUCGGACAAAGUAUAUGCAGCAAUGUUGAGCUUGGCAACAUCCGAGCCCCAUCCAGACAUUCAGAAGACGUUGGAUAUCAUUCGCAAUGGUGGUCCAAAAGCCGCAGCAUGGCUGAAAGAUAAGCUUGAAGGCACGAAAUUCGCGUUUCCAGCAAUAUAUCAGCCAGCGAGCCUGAUACCUCUUGCUUUUUGGAAAGCAUCACCCGCAACGACCAAUGGCAACGAGCAAUCUCAUCGUAAUGCGUAUCGCGAAGGCAUUCACUUGACUCUAUUAGCCGGCCUCAUGAAAGGCAUGAGAUACGAUCAGGGAGCAACACACAGUAUGGAUGUCCACACCACAUUUGGUGUAUCAACUCGAGACCAAGGUGCAACUUAUAUUCAACGCGCGAAACAGUGCAUUAUGCGACAAAGUAAGAACUUAUAUUACACUUCAAACACUAGCUCAUUUUCGUCAGCUCGAGUGCAGCAAAAACGUCACUCCACAGUGAGUGCAACACAGGGCGCACCCUCACAACCUGCUACGGCGCGCGCCGUUACAAUGCCAAUGGUGCAGCACGCAGCACCUCUGCAUUCUGAUACGGCGAUGCCAACAGUGCGACAUGCACGUGUCAAAGAACCAGUGGUUGAACUGCCGUCGUUCUCGCUCCACAAGCCACCAUCUCCAGCGCAAAUCAGCACGUUUAGUGCCCUGUCAUUUGCAUUAGUAUCUGGUGCUUGCAUCGUAGACUACCUACCCCCGAAAAUGCAGUCCCUGCCGCCACUCACAGUCGCAGACAACUCAGAAUGCGGCUUCAUAGUCUCGUCAUAUAGUACUCUGACUGGGGCACUCGAUUAUUAG